UCAUUACGACAGCGGGAACUGCAUUACUUUACGGCAGAGCGUGCUUGCUGGAGGUCAGACUUGACACAACAUCUACCUCCGUAAACUAGCGAGAGAUGCAGGUUUUCUUGAUAAAUUACACUUUAGGUUAAAAAACAAACAAUCCAGGUCAAACAUAACAGGUUUUGGUUAACUUGGCGGCUUUGUGUGUGAGUGUCUCGGCUCCGUUCCUAAGCGUUGCAUCAUAGCAUCUUAGCUCGGGACGGACGAGCUCUGUUGGGGCCUUUUUUUCCCCGCUCAGACAUGGACAACAACUCGCAAGGCUCCGGGGGAUUUAAAGGUGGUCUUGGCGGUCUCUUCGGAGGUGGAGCACCGGAAUAUUCCAACACGGAGCUCGCCGGCGUUCCUUUGACUGGAAUGAGCCCCCUGUCCCCUUACCUCAACGUGGACCCUCGUUACCUGGUUCAGGACACAGAUGAGUUCAUUCUACCUACAGGCGCUAACAAAACCAGAGGAAGGUUUGAGCUGGCUUUCUUUACCAUUGGAGGCUCCUGCAUUACAGGAGCUACAUUUGGCGCUUUAAAUGGUUUCAGGAUGGGCCUAAAGGAGACCAGAGACAUGGCGUGGUCCAAACCACGUAAUGUACAGAUAAUCAACAUGGUGACCAGGCAAGGUGCUUCAUGGGCCAACACUUUGGGAUCUGUUGCCUUGUUGUACAGUGCAUUUGGUGUGGUGAUAGAGAAGGCCCGAGGAGCUGAGGAUGACAUCAACACAGUAGCCGCUGGCACGCUAACGGGGGUUCUCUUCAAAUCAGCUAGUGGUCUGAAGGGAGUUGCCCGCGGGGGUCUGGCCGGUUUGGCCUUGUCUAGUGCCUACGCCAUCUACAACAACUGGGAACACCUGACCGGAACGUCGUCGUCAACCUCCAGGAUGUACUGAGCACCCCCAUGGCGCCCCUUCCCCACCUCCGCCUCUGACAUUAGGGCCAAAAGUAUCCCCAGCAAAGACGACUCAGACCCCGUCAACACUUUCCAGGGCGGGAUGCUAGGCAUGCAUGGUUCCACACAUGAUUGGCAGCACGUGGCUCAAGGACCUCCAGGCGAGCUGCAAGUGGACCUUGGUAACAUUGAACUCUGCCUUACAGUCAGUGCUACUGUGAUAUUUAUGAAAAAUUAAUGGUUAUUAAUGGUCAUUAUUAGUCUCCAUAAUAAAUUAUGGCAAAUUCUUCCCCACCAU
This is a messenger RNA of Entelurus aequoreus (snake pipefish), 1215 nucleotides long. RefSeq names its product translocase of inner mitochondrial membrane 23 homolog a (yeast) (gene timm23a). NCBI's taxonomy places the organism in Eukaryota, Metazoa, Chordata, Actinopteri, Syngnathiformes, Syngnathidae. Gene Ontology annotation, biological process: protein import into mitochondrial matrix. The record is from RefSeq and is a predicted model, not a curated record. The transcript has 7 exons. Bases 283 to 918 code for a protein of 211 amino acids. Gene Ontology annotation, cellular component: TIM23 mitochondrial import inner membrane translocase complex; mitochondrial inner membrane. Gene Ontology annotation, molecular function: transmembrane protein transporter activity.